GCACUCUGGGGACUAACCAUCUCAGGACUUCGCCCUCCUUCCCCCUUCCCCAAUUUUUGCCUGUGGGGCGAUUCACCACUGAUGCAGAAUAAAAGUCGCAACAGCGUGUUUGCAGAUAGUGUUUUUCAGCCGAGUGCUUAUCAAGCGUUGAUUAGGUCAAAGAAAGUAUUAAAAUCACAUGCGUUUUAUCAAAAAGCUUCUUUUAGAUAUCAAACACCUUAUAUUAGCAUAUUCUUACUUUGUGUCGUCUUGAGGACAGACAUCAUCUCUCUGUGACGAAUGUAAACGAUCGUGGCGAAUUUUUCGCGUUCCAACGGUUGACGUUACUUCAGUAAAUUUUAAGCGCCCGAGCAUUUAAUUUCUCGCAAGUGAAUUAGUGAAUCUGCAAUUUACAUCGAGUUUCUACUUAUACUUUCCCUUUUUUUAAAAAGUGAAUUAUUUAUAAGGACACAUUAAAAUUUUAAUCUUAGGAAUAUGAUCUCCUGCAACAUAUUAAGUUUUUUCUAUUGAAUACCUACCAUCCAAAUGCCACGAGGAAUUUAAGUUUUUAGAUAUGGGCACCAUUGUGUCCAGUUUUCAGCGCCCUUGAUGGAUCAGAAUUGCUCGGCCGGCGAGGUAUCUUACUGAUUUGUUGAAGACUUGGAUGAAAUUAUAAUUUCUGCAUCCACUCAUCCUCUGGAAAGUGAUUCCAUUCUCUUGGGUCCAAACCUCUGAAUAAAAUCGACAGGAAAGUGGAAACAAUUAGUGUCUACCUACACAUUGGAAGUGAUUUUUUGUGACUUAGGCUUACACAGAAAGUUGUAUUGAAUAGUUUCGCAAAGCAUGUACUUAACGGGAUCAACGCACAAAAUUUUCAAACGCGUUUUGAAAAAACUGGACGCCAAUCAAAAAUUUUUCUGGCGUUGGCUGUGACUUCGCCUCAACCUACUGAUCCAAAACUUUCAGAACCGUAAACUAUAGAAACAGCACUAUUUAUUGACUUAUUUCCAAUUCGCGUGUUUAUCUCGUAGUUGUAAUCUAAAACUGUGAUAUUUUAUGUGCGCUUCCAUCAAACUAGAGAAACUCCACCUCCUUUCAUCAUUCUCAUCGGCAGACAGUCCAGCAAGCAUGCCGUCUUCGACCGAUAAAUUUCAUAGUCGAACUAGCCAUGGAUCAAAACAAAUGUGUAUGGUUCCUGGUUUGCGAUGCUACUUCCAGAAAAACAAGGGUCUUAUUCGUCAGCUUCUUGCUGGUUUAACAGUGUCCUGGACAGCCUUCCUGAACGGCGUCUACCUCGGCUGGCCGUCGCCGCUCAUGGAGAUCCUCUCGAAGCCGAACGGCGCCUUCACGGGCUCGCCGUCGGAGCGGGAACUGGAGUUGAUGGUGGCCGCCCUGGACAUGGGCACCAUCUUCUCGCCGAUCCCGUGCUGCUACCUCAUCGACAAGUUCGGGCGGCGGCCCCUCCUCAUCCUGGUCGGGCCGAUGAGUCUCAUCGGGUGGCUCCUCGCCUACUUCUGGGGCUCCAUGACCUCUCUCUACGCGGUGCGCCUCAUCCAGGGCCUCCAGUGCGGCAUCGCCAACACCAUCGUCCCGCUCUACAUCUCGGAGAUGGCGGAGCCGCGCAUCCGGGGCACCCUCAACACCAUCCCCGGAGCCGCCCUCAACGUCGGCGUCCUCUACGGCUACAUCAUCGGGCUCUUCGGCUCCUACGACGCCCUCACCGCUCUCUGCGUCAUCGCCACCGUCCCCUACGUCAUCGCCGUCCUCUUCAUCCCCGAGACCCCCUACUUCCACCUCAUGCGCGGCGAAGAGGACAAGGCCCGGGCGAUCCUCGACUCGACCCGGGACGGCCUCGACGAACUCGAGUUCGCCGAGAUGAAGCGCUCCGUCGCCGAGGAGAUGCAGCAGAACCUGGAGACGAGUCUCCUCACUUCGCCCACCGAUCUCCGCUCCCUCUUCACGGUUCUCUUCACCUACGUCGGUGCCACGUUCACCUACUUCUGGGUGAUCCCCGAGUACGCAGCGCUGACCAUCGGGCGCGGGACCCAGGACAAGAUCAUGUCCACGAACCAAUUCGCGGUUCUUCUCGGUCUCAUCACCCUCGCUGGCACGGUGCCGGCCGCCUAUCUCGUCGACCGGAUGGGCCGCAAGCCCUUGCUCAUGCUCUCCUGCGCCUUGACCGCUCUCUUCGCUUUCGCCGCCGCCGUGUAUUUCUACGUCCGCGAGAAGGACUUGGCCGACACGAGCGGUUGGGGCUUUUGCAUCUGUCUCUUCGUCUCGGGGCUUCUGUGCUCGGCGUCGCUGGGGCUCGGGCAGAUGCCGUUCAUCCUCCAGUCGGAGUACUUCCCGGCCAGCUCGCGCGCCAUCGCCGGAGCCAUCGUGUCUGGUGUCGGCGCCGUCUUCAGUGUCAUCAGCGCGCUCCUCUACCCGGACACGGCCAAGUCCGUCGGCAUGUACUUCAACUACGUCAUCAGCGGUGUGGUCGCUUCCCUCGUUUUCGUCUACUGCCACUUCGAGAUGCUCGAGACCAGGGGGCUCACCUUCGCUGAGAUCCAACGGCGCUUCGUGGCCAGAGCCGAAGGGAUCGCCCUGUCGGAGGCGGAGGAGGACGAAUGCGCCAUGAAAUUGCCGCCGUUCAAGUCCGACGCGACUCACACGAAGAAGAAUCUGAGUGCGUGUUGACCCUCUUAGCUCCGAUUGCCAUUUCACAAGUUUGCAAAACUUUUUUUCCUCUACCUAUCUAAUUCCAUGGAAAAUAUCAAUUUUAUGUGAAACAAGCUGUCUCGCCAAGAAUCGAUUGUUUUAUAUACAUUCUAAUGGUAGGAAAAUGGUGUUCCCAAUUUUCAAGAAUCACCACUUUACGCAGCAGUACUGCCGUGCUAAGGAAAAAAACCGUAUGAACCUUCAGCCGUUGCCAAAUUUCCCUAGACACAAUACGGAUUUAUCGAAAAGUUGUGUAUGUUUUUCUUCCAAUUUUUCGGACGACUUGUUCUAAAGCCUUGUCUCCACGGGCGUUUCAUGGGAUUUGUCCCAGGGAAAAAUCUCACUUGCGAAGUUGGGAAAAAUAUUCAGUUAGUCAAUACUAAUCACAUUACCAAUUAAGAGUCCUUAUGGAGUCCCAGGAACGAUUUAAAAAGAAGAAAAAGAAACUUUGUUGUGUUGUUUAACGGGGAAAAAUUCCUGCGACUCAAACUUGGGAAAAAUUCCAUGAAACGUGCCGUGGAGAGCAGGCGUAAUUUAAUCGAAGGUAUCUGAAAAUUUCAAGAAAAAUAUGCAUCACUUUCUUUCAAAAUACAGUUUUUAUCAGGGAAAAUUUGGCAACAUCGAAUGUUCAAUCGGCGUUAUUCCUAUGCACGGCAGAAUACUACACAGUUGAGGCAGCUCACCAGUCAAAGCCGCAUUACAAUUGAUUUUUUCCAGGCACGGUGAAAUGGGACAAAGUUUCCCGCGGAAAAUAGCUCCUAAAUUAAUUGGCAAGAUGAAAAACUCUGUGUACAGAACUGAGUACCUACGCCAUGAUAUUUACACGCAGGAAGGAUUUUGUCUGCUUGUGAGCCUCCUAAAAUAGAAAAUAGGAAAAAAGAAAGAAAAAAUAAUAAUAAUCUUCAAAUAUUGUCUCUAAUUAACAUAUCGACGGUGCAAGUCCGUCACCACAUAUCUCGGGUUGCGACGUUGCAGACUUCCUGUCAUACUUUAUUUUUUAAAUGAAAAACUACUCAAAGGCAAUUUUUAAGAACUGCCUUGAAUUUUCCUCUUAGUGCCAAGACAUUCCGUGAAAACUUCAAGGAAUGAUGUCGGUUUGUUCGCCUUUAAAAAAAUAAAAUAGGAGCGGAGAUUUUCCAACACUGCAAACGAGAUACGUGGUUGCGGACUUACACCGUCGAUAUGCUCUUUUUCUUCACAAAAUGUCAUUAUUUUUCAUAGCCAAACCUAAAGAUUAACGAGACAAAUGUCCAUGAUUUUCUGGAUAUAGAACACUCUCCAGAUAUGCCCAGAUAUGCCAUGGCUGUCUUGAAAUUCUCAAAAUUUAAUUCAGGAUAUUCAUUGUUGAAAAGCCUCGAUUAAAAAAUUCUGCCUUUUGGGGCUUAGGCGAGACCUUGGUAUUCUUUGUGAGGAAGAUUAAUUUUUAAACGUAUUUACCAGUGUUUUAUAGGUUUUUUGAUGAUUCAAUAUAAUAUAAGUUAGGUUAUAGUAUAAGUUAUAGUAGAGAAAUCAACAGGGAAAAUUGUGCUCUCAAACUUCCUCUGCAGUAGGUCAUUGAUUGAGAUAAAUACGAUUGGGCCUCGAAAUUAUUAAUUACAUCCAACCGAUUAGAAGCCUAGAUCUGUAUUCUAUUGGCAAUGAAUCCUUUUUGAGUACCUAUGUGAUUGUGAGCUCAUGCGAUCUCAUUUUAAUUAACUCUGUGUUUAAUUUGUUUUACUUUUGUUCAUGCGUCUUGGUAUGCACUUUUGUUGAUAUUUCCACAGUCUUGCUCGUUUUUUUUCUUUCUCCUACUUUUUUUUUAAUUUCUAUUCUAUGUUGAAAAGCAAAGACUUAUCUGUGUUCUAAUUGUAUUGUGUUUUGCUCAAGAUAAAUGUGAUCUUUUUCUUCAACUUUGCAUUGCAUUUGACUGCAUUUCGUAUUAUGUGCAUGAAUAAGGACUUGAGAUGUUAACUUCUCAUGACUACUUCCAGUGGCGAGGCGUGAAAGAUCGAUUAUCGAUAUCUCCCUGUUUGAAGCUACGAUGAGGAAUCGAUUAUCAAGGUGUUCGUUGCGAACACCUUGUUUAUUGAUGCUUUUCCAUAGGUUUAAAUAGCAGACCAAUCGAUGUAUCGCAAAGCACGCCGUACGCUACUGACUACUUUUUGCACGCAGAAAAGAUUUUUUCGGUGUUCAAAAAUUCAAUCAGAUGAAACAUUUUGCAAAAUCCCCAAUGGUGCCAUUGGAUUUUCUCUGAAAUCAACUUCUAAGCUCAAAAACAAUUUUCAACGCUGAGGCUAUCGUGGAGGGGAUAACGGCUAUUGUAGCCAUCUUUAUUUUCAAUAAAACUCCUCAUGCAGAGACAGAGCCAAAAAUACAUUGUAGAGUGAGGUUGUUACUGUCAAGUAAGACCCACGAGCUUCAGGAUGGUGAUAAUUAGCCCACAAGCAUGACAACCAUAUUAGGUAUUCAACUUUGUAUCUCUGCAAUGAGAGUUCAAUUAAAUGCACAUGCACACUCACAAAAUAAGUAAUGUACUCCAUUGAGUACGGUUUCAAUUUUGUGAGUUUUCAUUGAGCUUGGGCUUUGCUUUUAGAGAAAACCAGAUGCAUUAACGUGUUUCUUACGGAAUUCCACGUAGGCCUAAUUUUAAUGAUGAAAUGGACUUAUUUCUAUCAAACGGAACUAUGUAAAUUAGGACAUGAGCCCUGAGGCCCAUAAGAAUAUAUGCAUAACAGGGCUCACGUCUUAAUGCACAUAGUUCCGUUUGACAGAAAUACGAGCAAAUAAAAAAUCCUCACUGCAUGUAGGAACACCAUUUUGAUUAUACAAAAUCAGCUGUUGGCUGAUGAAUGUACGGCUCAACGGCUAAUUUUGUAUAAUCACCCAAUAUUCAAUUCUUAUCAAGGGAGAAAGAUAGGUCACAAUGAAAUGAGAAUUAAUUAUCCUUCGGGCGCCGCGUUGGGCAGCAGAAAACGUUGAAAAUAACGAUCUUAAUAUAAACAUAGGAUGAACAAUGUUGCCCCAAAUGAAGUUUUCUCUCUCCGAAAGUAAUUAUUGAGAAUCACUGAUUUUGAGGUAGGUUCAUCGAACUGAUGGGGCACCUUCGACCGUUUUGGGGACAAGCCUGAUUGAAAUGAGCCCACGCUAAUUAGCUGGUUUUUAAUGACCUCGUUAUUCAAUAUUGCAUGUUUUCAACUGUAAUAACAUGACUUUCACUGGUUAUUCAAAGAAGUUAUAUCGAUUUUGAAUAGAAGCAUACUCUCUAAUCAAAAAGUAGCAAUGAAUGCAAUGAAAAAAUAGCAUUCAACUAAACUUCGAUUCUAAAUGCCUGAUGAGCAAAUUAAUUCAAAUGAAAAUUUUAAGUCUUGCUCGCUUCCCACGAAUCAUUGAUUAUAUUGAUAAUCUCAUUGUGACUCAUGUCAUGCUCUCUCUUGUUUUUGUCGACUUCACUGGCGUGGAGUGCAUUGCUAUAAAUCGAUUGUUAUGCCAUUUAAACUUAUGGAAAAGGAUCGAUAAACAAGGUGUUCGCAGCGAACAUCUUAAUAAUCGAUUCUUUACCAUAGGUUUAAAUGGCAGAGCAAUCGAUACAUUGCGAUUCACGCCACGCCACUGGUCAACAUAGGCAUUCGUUUCGAUGGUUGCUCUCAAUUUCAUUAAAGCUGGAGAAAGUUGCGCAACCUUUUAUCUCCAUCGCGGUGUUUCAAAAUUUCCGAUAAUAUUGUAUUUUUUCGACGAGGAAGAAAGACAACUUUAUUGCUUGAAAUGUAUACAGAAUAGUUCGCUAACAGAGAGGAAAAAUCAAAGAAGUUUUCAAGAAUCCACGUUGACUUGCCGUCCAAAAAAGAAGAAAAAAAAGUUUCAGGAAGUCUGCAACGUCGCUACCGGAGAUACGUGGUUUCGAUAAUGGAUUUAUUUCUUAUGGAAAAAUUUAUUUUUGUGUUAUUUUGUUGUAAAUGUAUUAUACAAAUAUAUUUUACGCAUUAUUUUAUACACAAUUUUCGUAGGUGAGAAAUGAACUCGAUGUGUUAGAAUAAAUCUGGCUUUGUCUAAUGAU
This is a messenger RNA of Bemisia tabaci, 6715 nucleotides long. Its product is annotated as probable metabolite transport protein CsbC. Gene Ontology annotation, molecular function: transmembrane transporter activity. Gene Ontology annotation, cellular component: membrane. NCBI's taxonomy places the organism in Eukaryota, Metazoa, Arthropoda, Insecta, Hemiptera, Aleyrodidae. Gene Ontology annotation, biological process: transmembrane transport. The record is from RefSeq and is a predicted model, not a curated record.